This is a messenger RNA of Trifolium pratense (red clover), 1458 nucleotides long. RefSeq names its product bifunctional epoxide hydrolase 2-like. The transcript has 5 exons. NCBI's taxonomy places the organism in Eukaryota, Viridiplantae, Streptophyta, Magnoliopsida, Fabales, Fabaceae. Gene Ontology annotation, molecular function: hydrolase activity. The coding region runs from base 164 to 1099 and encodes 311 amino acids. The record is from RefSeq and is a predicted model, not a curated record.
UAAGUUAACGUGCUCCACGGUGAUUGGAAUACGAAGGUUGUUCAUUCAUUUACCAAAGUGAAGUGAAGUAGUAAUAGUAAUAUACUGCUUAGCAAGCACGAGCAAGACAGUGUUCAGUUCAGACACGAAAGACAUUCUCUCUCUAUCUCUGAGAUUGUAAUUGAUGGAUAAAAUUCAACACAAGUUUGUUAACGUGGGAGCUCUUAAACUCCACAUAGCUGAAAUUGGAAACGGUCCAAAAGUUGCUGUAUUCCUCCACGGCUUCCCGGAGAUAUGGUACUCCUGGCGCCACCAGAUGAUAGCCAUCGCCGGUGCUGGAUUCAGAGCUAUUGCUCCCGAUUACAGAGGCUACGGCCUAUCUGAUCCACCACCUGAACCAGAAAAGACCACCUUCUCUCAUCUUCUCGACGACCUCCUCGCAAUUCUUGAUGCUCUUUCUCUUUCCAAGGUGUUUCUUGUUGGAAAAGAUUUUGGAGCUUCUCCUGCAUAUCUAUUCUCCAUUCUACACCCAGAAAGGGUGUUAGGAGUUAUCACAUUGGGAGUUCCAUAUGCUCCACCAGGACCCUCUAUGCUUCAUAAAUACCUCCCAGAAGGCUUCUACAUGUUGAGAUGGAAGGAACCAGGAAGAGCAGAGGCGGAUUUUGGACGCUUUGAUGCAAAAACUGUUGUGCGAAACGUUUAUAUCCUUUUCUCAAGAAGUGAAUUACCAAUAGCUAAUGAAAACCAGGAGAUCAUGGAUUUGGUGGAACCUGAUACCCCUCUUCCCUCUUGGUUUACUGAGGAGGAUCUUUCAACUUAUGGAGCCUUGUAUGAGAAAUCUGGAUUCCGAACCGCAUUGCAGGUUCCAUAUAGGACAGUAGGUGAUGAUUUGAAGUUGCCAGAUACUGUGGUCAAAGUUCCAACACUGCUGAUAAUGGGUGGCAAAGAUUAUGUUUUCAAGUUUCCAGGGUUUGAGGAUUUAAUAAAAAGUGAAAAGGCUAAAGAGUUUGUUCCCAACUUGGAGGUUACAUUUAUUCCAGAGGGAACUCAUUUUGUUCAAGAACAAUUUCCUGAACAGGUGAAUCAGCUUAUCCUUGCUUUCCUAGCCAAAAACACUUGAAGUUUGGUUAUGAAUUGAAUGGUGUAUUUGGAUGGGCAAGUUUGGAGUGUGUAUCGAACUAUUGUUUUUGAAGCAACACGUGUGAAGUAAAUCAGUGAUGAGAUUUAUUAUGGCUAUGUUUGGUAAAAUUAAGCUAUAAGUUAGUUUAUAACUGAAAAGCUAGUAGAAUGAUGAUAUUAAAGUAUGGAAAUAUUCGCCCUACAAUAAUUAAAAAAAUCACGGCAACGUUGUGACCGAGAUGCAAAGCAUUAUACUAGUUUACGUUAAAGAUAUUGUUGUUGUUCCAUUGUUAUUAUUAUAGUGUGAGAAAAGUAUGAUCCUGGGAAUAAUCAUCCGCUGAUCUUGUAUUAUGUGUUUAA